Molecule: messenger RNA, 4896 nt
Organism: Anarrhichthys ocellatus (wolf-eel)
Lineage: Eukaryota; Metazoa; Chordata; Actinopteri; Perciformes; Anarhichadidae
Product: FYVE, RhoGEF and PH domain-containing protein 6-like
Exons: 21
Coding region: 342-4109 (1255 amino acids)
Cellular component (GO): cytoplasm
Molecular function (GO): guanyl-nucleotide exchange factor activity; metal ion binding
Source: RefSeq, a predicted model, not a curated record
AAUACUGAUAGGUUGGAAGAGAAUGUAGUGUGUACAACAUUCCUUCAAAGUUCUUGUUGCACUUUCUACUUUACAGUCACUAACCUUUCUUUGUUGAUCGAUCUGGACCCCUAGUGGAUUGUUUAAGGAAAGAAAGAGGAAGUUCUUUGCUUCACGUCGCUGGCAGUCAGUCGGUGCGGCUGCGAUGAGGAUCGACAUGUGUUGCUCUGACAAAAGCGGUCAAAAUGUCGCUUUUUAACAGAUGACUUAUUUGGCAUCGACGGCUUGAGAUGAUCCGGACACCAACGGUGGUUACUGAUUAAUGACAAUUGACAAAAAACAGAAGCGAAGUGCGUGAAGCGAUGAUGAACUCAGGUAUGCAAAAGCCACCUUUGGCCCCAAAACCAAAGCUGGCCCAGCCCCAGAGGCCAGGGCAGUCUCCCUCAACCCCCCGAAGAGACUGCCUCGCACUCCGGUCUCCUGGCACGCCGAGGAGGGUCAAACCAGCGCUGGCCCCCAAACCCUGCCUCUCCAAACUCACCACUGCUCUGGAAUCCAAACCACUCGCUUCAGAGAGCCUGCUCCAAACAUCUGCGACAGAAACCCCACACAUCGACGGUCUUCUUAACUCCCAAAAUGGAAUACAGCAAGAGAACAAAAAGCCAGAUUGGGAUUAUAUUAUUCCCAUUUGUCUGUGUAGCCAGGAACACUGCAUGUGCAUCAGGAACACAUCAGCAAACAGAAGGCUUCUCGCUACAGCUCGAGGAACUGUGGACAGCGUUGGAGAGAAAACAGACAAUGCUAAGUGCAAAGUGAUGAAGACGUCCACUAAUACUCACUUCACGAAUCAUAGACCUCUUCAAGAAUCAUUUACUUUAGAUAAAGCUGACAUCGACACCUGCAGUCCUGAGGUGACCUUUCGGCCGUCCCUUCCUCACAGAACAUGGAGCGAUGAGGCAAACGGUAACGUAAUUCCUCAGAGUGCACCUGGGCGUGGACCAGAGGAAGAUGCUCUUGGCUCGGAGCAGAUAUCUUGCAUCCCCCAGCCCAAACCAGUCCCAGCAGCCUCUAGGAAGCCCAUCCCUGUCCCUGUACCAAGGAAACCCAGGAUGGCUGUCCUGGCCCGUCAGGAAAAGGUGGAGAAGGAUUGUGGAGAGAUUGUAGGCCAGGAAGGGAGGGAAAUGAACGUCAAAGAGGUGAAGGUGUCACCGGAGGGGAAAGGCAGCUCAUCACCGUCUGUCAGUGGACUUGUUGGACAAACGGUGCCUAUGUUUCUGUCUGCGGGAAAAGCCUGCGCUCAGCCAGCCCCUCCGCCCAGGAAAAAGCCUUUACUGUCCGCACCUGAGAAAGCAGCAACCUCUGCUCCACGCACUCUCCCGAAGGAUGUGGAGGAGGAAGACCUGGGUUGGGACAGCAGCAUCCAGGAGAUGGAGGUAUCGGUUGACAAGGAGGAUAUAGAGGUGGAGAAGGAAGGAACGUAUGAUGAGGAGGCAGUCUACAGUGACGUCACACAAAGUCCUCCGUCCAGCAGUCCACUCAAUCAACCGGAGCUGAGCCAGCCUCCUUCAGUCACUGUGGCAGCGGAGGACGCGGUGGUCAAGGUGGCUCCCAAGAAGCCCCAGAGAAACAGCAGCAUGAUGGCACGGAUGCAGAGGAAGGAGUCCUCUGAGGAGGAAGAAGAGUGUAAACUUGGAGAUGAUGAGAAAAGUCAGAGCCUUUCUAUACAGGCUCACGCUUUGAAGGACAGAGUGAUGAGGGAGCUGCCUUCGCCUCCGGUCGGAAAAACAAGCAGAACAAUCUUAACACCAGGAAUCAUCAAGCCUAGCAGGUCCAGCCUGGGCAAACAGAGAGCCAAGUCGUUCUCCGGUGCCGACGUCCUUCGCUCCGACGGACAGAAGAGGAACUCUUUCCGGAAACUGCUGGACUUGAAGCUCUCUGUGAAGAUGCUUCCCAAGCUGAUCGUGAAAGGAGGCCAGAGCUCAGACUGUAAUGAACAAAAUGUGGACAGGGACCAAGGCAGAUGUCAAAACCUCCACCAGGGUCCCGGGGCUCAACGUAAAUUAUCCUGCCCGCUGACUGGAGUAGAGCAAAGCGUGGACGGAGAUAAGUUUUCUCCUGGAACGGAACAAGAUGUUUACUAUGAGAACGUGCCUCACUAUGAAGAGAUACCAGACUACAUGAAUGUGAAUGUAGGAGGGGCAGUUGCAUCUCCUCGGACCUCCGUCUCGCAGUAUAAUGACGAGGGCAUUUAUGAGGAGCAGGAGCCAUACAUGUCCUUUGAGAAAAACUCUGGACACCAACAGUGUCAGACGCCAACAGACUAUGACAGAAGCUCUGUCGAUGAAGAGGUGACACCCCUGGAUGAUGGCCCCUCGGAUGAGGACAUCUUGAUCAACACCUCAGAGGACGAUAGCAGCUCCAUCUCGAGUAAAGGAGACCCUGAACAGCCAGAGGAGAGUCCGACGCAGAGUGCACAGAAGAGCAGCAAGAUUCACCACAUCGCCACAGAAAUUAUGAGCUCUGAGAGUGUGUUUGUUGAUGUCCUGAAGCUGCUUCAUGUCGACUUCCGUGACGCAGCGUCCACAGCGUCUCGUCAGAGCGGGAAGGCUGUGAUCGAGGAGCGUCUUCUCAACCAGAUUCUGUACUACCUCCCGCAGCUCUACGAACUCAACCAAGACCUGCUCAGAGAGCUGAAGCAGAGAGUAGCCAAAUGGGAUGAGCAUGCACAGCUAGCAGACAUUUUCCUGAAGAAAGGGCCCUAUCUGAAGAUGUACUCCACAUACAUCCGCGAGUUUGACAAGAAUGUGGCUCUACUGGAAGAGCAGAGUAAGAAGAACCCGGCAUUCGGCGCAGUGGUUCGGGAAUUCGAGGCCAGUCCCCGCUGUGCCAACUUGGCUCUGAAGCAUUACCUUCUGAAGCCUGUUCAGAGGAUUCCUCAGUAUCGGCUGUUGCUCACAGACUAUCUAAAAAACCUGUCUGAAGACUCACUUGAUUACAAGGACACACAAGCUGCUCUUGAAAUAGUGAAAGAGGUGGCCAAUCACGCCAACGACUUCAUGAAACAAGGGGAUAACUUCCAGAAGCUGAUCCAGGUGCAGUGCAGUCUGAACGGCCACCAUGAGAUCGUCCAACCUGGACGGAUCUUCUUGAAAGAGGGCACCCUGAAGAAGCUGUCAAGGAAGGGCAUGCAGCCCAGAAUGUUCUUCCUGUUUAACGACACAUUGCUGUACACCACUCCUGUCCAGUCAGGCCAGUACAAGUUCAACAACAUGUUCUCUCUGGCUGGGAUGAAGGUUAGCAAACCAAGCCAAGAGGCCUAUCAGAAUGAGCUGAACAUUGAGAGCGUGGAGCGCUCCUUCAUUCUCUCAGCGAGUUCGGCCUCAGAGCGAGAUGAAUGGCUUGAGGCCAUCUCCACGGCAAUCAGUGACUACACCAAGAAGAAGAUCAGUUUUAUAUCUGGCAAACCUCCAGAAGAGGUAGAGCUAAGAGAUUGUGGUGAUGGUGCUCCUUUGGGAUCCAAAGCCCCUAUAUGGAUCCCUGACCCACGGACCACCAUGUGUAUGAUCUGCACCUGUGAGUUCACCCUAACAUGGAGGCGACAUCACUGCCGUGCAUGUGGAAAGGUGGUGUGCCAGUCAUGUUCCUCCAACAAAUGCGCUCUUGAAUACCUAAAGAACCACUUGGCCCGAGUGUGUAACCAGUGCUUCCCUGUUCUUCAGCUGCAGAAAAGUGAACGAGCCCAAUCAGCAGCUCUAUCCCCCGGAAACAGAGCUACCUUUGCGUUCCCCAGGAAGCAGAAGAAGAUACCCGCAGCACUCAAAGAGGUGACAGCAAGCACAGACAACUCCUCAAUGAGUGGGUACCUGCAGAGGUCAAAGAGCAAUAAGAAGCAGGGGAAGAGGCUGUGGUUCGUUAUCAAAGACAAGGUCCUGUAUACAUACGCUGCAAGUGAGGAUGUUGCAGCCUUAGAGAGUCAGCCCCUGUUAGGGUUUAUGUUGAAAGAUGAUUCAUCACAGAAGUUGGAGUUUAAGCUUUACCACAAAAACACACUUCACUACAUUUUUAAAGCUGACGACCUCCAAACGGCACAGAGAUGGAUCGACUCAUUCAAAGACGCCACGGUGCUUUAAUAUUGGUUGACAGUGUAUGUAGCUGCUCAACAUACUGUUUUACCUCAAUGCUCUGUGAAUUCUGCAAAAAGCAUCUGGAGACACUAUAAUAGUUGCACUGAAAUCAAAUCAAAAUAAAGUAUUUUAUUACUUGUAUCAGUGUAGUUACCUUUUACAUAGUUGAAAGGGUGGGAAUUAGCUGUGUUAGCUUUGUAUUUAUUCAAUUUACAUUUAUGCAGUUUUGGCAAUUUAAGAAUCAUAUGCCCAAAUUAUCUGGAGCUAUUUUAGACCUUUUUUGGUUACAUUUUAAUUUUUUUUAAAUUUUCUUUUAGUAACCAGCUUGCAUCUCCGCAGCACAGAUUUGUUAAUUAAAAACUAUUGUCAGUAGAUUUGUAAUGAAUUAUGUCAUAACAUUUUGCUCAACAUUUACCAAUUCAUUUUUAAAGGUCAAAACAAAUCAUAUUGAAUGUUUCUUGUUGUCUGAGAAUGAUUACUUUAUUUCACACCAGUGUGUGUCUUGUUGUAGAACACACAAUGUGCAUUCGUCAUGCUUGUGUAAGAAAGCUUCACCUUACAUUAUUAGUUUUCUGUAACUCUGAGUCUAACUUAAGAGUCUUAAUGGUGUAUCUGGGGAUUUUCACUCAAUAAUGGGUAAUGCACUUAAGUAUCUCAACCGGCUGUAUAUAUUAUGUCCCUACACACACAUCUUCUGUAAAUAAAGACAAAUGUAAAUUCAAUGUAAUCAAAUUUCCAUGAAUCUCGCUUUCAUUAUUGAAAUUCUGUGACUGUAAUAAAUUGUUUUACUGUU